Molecule: messenger RNA, 688 nt
Organism: Medioppia subpectinata
Lineage: Eukaryota; Metazoa; Arthropoda; Arachnida; Sarcoptiformes; Oppiidae
Source: the annotation of a GenBank genome assembly
GCUAACGCCACCAGUGAUGAGGAGUUCCAGAACUCAUUACAGGAGACAUUGAAGACCAUAUCGGAAAAGGCGCAGACAGUGGUCGGUCAGGACAACAACCUCUCGGAGGAAGAGUUGGCAAAAAUCUGGUCCAAUCUGGGGAUUGGCGGCGAAGAGGAGGCGGACGGUGGCAGUGGUUUUGCGAAUCUGAUGCCAUUGAUGACAAAUAUGAUGCAAAACCUAUUGUCCAAAGAGCUGCUAUACCCGGCGCUCUCAGAAUUGGCUGAAAAGUAUCCGGUUUACUUGAAUGAGAACAAAGACAGUCUGUCGGCCGAAGACCUGAAACGAUACACAAAACAGAUGGAACUGAUGAAAGAGGUGUGCAAUGAGUUCGACGCCGAACUGCCCGAAGACACGGAAGCGGUGAAGAAGGAGCGCUUCCAACGGAUACUAUCGGUGAUGCAAUCGAUGCAAAACUGCGGUUCGCCGCCCACUCAGCUCAUCGGCGAUGUGCCCGACUUCGCCUCUGGUCUCCCGCCCGACCUUAAACUCCCGAACUUUCCCGGUUUGAAUAGCGACCAAAACCCGGGCCAGUGUUUGAUUAUGUGAUCAUCUUUUAUAUACACUCUUCUCCUCUGUUUCUCUUACUUUCUUUCGUAAUAAAGUUGUAGUUUUUUAUCACUUUUCUCUCAUCUUUAGCUUUGAAUCC